AUGGCUCCGGAACAGUCGUCCCAGACUGACCCGCAGACCGUCUCGCCAAUCCAGUCGUCUGUAUCUCCCUCGACUCAACCGCGAGAGCCAUCGCCUCUGGUCCAUCCCGCCCAGCGAGCAUCAACAACCGAUACCAACUCCGUCCAGAGUCCCUACGGCCUGUAUCCCCAAUCCUAUGGAUCUCACUAUGUUCCAUACGACCAGACUGCUCCCCAGCAGCUGCGCCAGAUGCAACAGCAGCAGGCACCGGUGAACAUGCCAAAUGGCCAACAACCAGUCACAUACAUGACCGUCCCGGCACCUUUUCAACAGCCGCCCGAGUCGAACAAGCGAAAGGUGACCAAGGAUAUUCUCCAUGUGAUUGUCAUCAUCAUUUGCAUCAUUGGCAUGGGCUUCGCCUUUUCGCUCCUUGGACGUUCCCCGUACAGAAAUUACAGCUCCAGCUCAAGAUAUUACUACUACGACGACUUUGACCGUUAUAUUCCCGCCAUGUCUGCCGGCCCAGUUUUCGCUGUAGCCCUUGUCUGGAGUUUCGUUGAACUCAUCGUCCGUUGCUCUCGCAAUUGGAAAGCCGGCAUCCAUCCCGGCGCCCAUGUCGGUGUUUGUCUCUGCCUCUGGCUCGGAGCCGUCAUUGUUGGAUCCAUUCUCGCCGUAUAUGUCACGCAGCCCUGGGACUACGGCGACUGCAGCAGCGUCAGCUCCAGCAGCAGCAGAUAUGAGCGGUGUCUCAGAAACCAGGAUCCCAUGAUGGUGGGAUCGACGGCCCUCGUUUUGAUUCUUGCCUUUUUCGAAAUCGUCAUCUUCAUCAUUGCCUGUACGGAUACAAACAUCCGCAACAGGUGGAAGCGAAGCGUCGUCAUUGCCUCUACACCAUACUGGGCUCCUCCUCCUCAGGGAUGGUACGUUGCUCCCGGUCAACAGCCUCUUCAGCAGCAGCCUCAGCAGCAGCCUCAGCAACAGUAUAUGCCCAUGGGCCAUGCUCCGAUGACCCAGGUGCAGCCCAUGAUGAUGGCUCAUACUCGUGCUGCGCCUGCACCUCAAGAGCCGCAGCCAACCGCCACUGAGAUGGGUGGUAAUGGAAAGAAUCCGGCGCAGUCUGAGCCUGCUGUUAGGGAAUAUUACACUCCGGGAACAGCUCAGUAG
This is a messenger RNA of Pochonia chlamydosporia 170, 1143 nucleotides long. RefSeq lists its product as hypothetical. Gene Ontology annotation, cellular component: SWI/SNF complex. Bases 1 to 1143 code for a protein of 380 amino acids. Gene Ontology annotation, biological process: positive regulation of DNA-templated transcription. The transcript has 2 exons. The record is from RefSeq and is a predicted model, not a curated record. Lineage: Eukaryota; Fungi; Ascomycota; Sordariomycetes; Hypocreales; Clavicipitaceae.